AUGGCUCUACAGUACACCAUAGUAGACUCCUUCACCUCCCGACCCUUCUCAGGCAGCCCAGCAUGUGUGAUCCUCCUCCCAUCCCGCAACUUCAUCUCAACAAAAGAGAUGCAGCUGCUCGCUCGGGAAUUCAACCUCCCUGAAACGGCUUUCCUCUCUACCCUCAAGUCGAGCGAUACGAACGAUGAAGCCGAUGUGCGGAGAUACGCCCUACGUGGGUUCACUCCUCUGAUGGAGUUCCCAAUCUGUGGGCAUGCGACGCUCGCUGCUGCUAAAGUGCUCUUCUCCACCCUUCCGCGAAUAAAGACGCUCAAGUUUGACACCCUUUCCGGAGAGCUGGAAGCCUGCUUACUGCCCUUUCCGACUCAGAACAAAGGAGAAACUGAAAGGGAGGUCGAGAUCUCCCUCCCAUCAGGAACACUCCAUCCUCCAGCACAAGAAGUGGUAGACCGGGCUAAGCGAGCUAUCAUCUCCGCUCUUGGGAAGGACGUGAGAUUCCUUUACUUCGGUGCCGGUGAAGGAACGAGCUAUUCCGCCUAUCUCGUCGUAGAGAUCUCUGGUAUCCAACUGGACGGCUACCCGGUGAACCCUGCUCCCCUGACCGAUCUAGCAGACGUGUACACCACAGUCAUCUUGACCCAUCCUUCUCCCUCACCCGACUACCUCUUCCACUCCCGCGUCUUCGCCCCCGCCGAAGGCAUCCCCGAAGACCCAGUGACAGGCUCCGCGCACGCCCUGCUAGCGUCGUACUGGAGUAUCAAGCUGGGUGUGCCGAUGGGAAGGGCGAGACAGGUCAGCGAGAGAGGCGGGGAGAUGGGGUGCGUUUGGCAGGAGGGGAGAUGUAGGCUGAGGGGACAGGCGAGAGUUGUCAUGAAAGGAGAGGUUGUGUUGCCUGACCUUGACCGGACCCCAAGCUAA
Messenger RNA from Dacryopinax primogenitus, 918 nucleotides. RefSeq names its product phenazine biosynthesis PhzC/PhzF protein. Gene Ontology annotation, molecular function: isomerase activity. Gene Ontology annotation, cellular component: cytoplasm. The transcript has 3 exons. Gene Ontology annotation, biological process: biosynthetic process. The record is from RefSeq and is a predicted model, not a curated record. NCBI's taxonomy places the organism in Eukaryota, Fungi, Basidiomycota, Dacrymycetes, Dacrymycetales, Dacrymycetaceae. Bases 1 to 918 code for a protein of 305 amino acids.